Molecule: messenger RNA, 249 nt
Organism: Ostertagia ostertagi
Lineage: Eukaryota; Metazoa; Nematoda; Chromadorea; Rhabditida; Trichostrongylidae
Source: the annotation of a GenBank genome assembly
AUGGAAAAGAGAACUCGUGCUGCAGGACUGCCCGCUGGACGCAAAAACGCUUUUUUGCAGUAUUAUAAUGAACAUUAUUAUCUAGUUGAGAAUUUCGGCUAUCGCAUAGUGGCUGAAGUGGACCGUGCAACGUUUUUCAAUGCGAGUACAGAGACAGACUCUCUAGAGGGAAAUGGAAAUGACAAGGUACGACUCGUCUUCAAAGAACCAUGGAGAGACGAAGCUUUGGGCGCUCACAUCGGCUUCUAA